This is a messenger RNA of Gallus gallus (chicken), 5644 nucleotides long. RefSeq names its product serine/threonine kinase 40 (gene STK40). The transcript is spliced from 12 exons. Lineage: Eukaryota; Metazoa; Chordata; Aves; Galliformes; Phasianidae. The record is from RefSeq and is a predicted model, not a curated record. Gene Ontology annotation, molecular function: ATP binding; protein kinase activity. Gene Ontology annotation, biological process: protein phosphorylation. The coding region runs from base 2883 to 4190 and encodes 435 amino acids.
ACUUCCGCUGUCAGGUGGCCGCCGCGGAGCGGAGCGGAGGCCGCGCCGGGCGCGGGGCUGCGGGGAGCGGCCGCGCCGGCCCCGGGGCCAUGGGUGAGUGGUGGGGCGGGCGCGGGGCCGCGCGGCGGCUGCCGCGCGAAGGGGAUGGGCGGCCCGGCGCUACCGGCGGCCCUCAGCCCGCGCGGUGCGGCCCCGCGGCAACGCCGCUCGGUGGGGCCGGCACGGGGCACGGCGCGUGGGCACGGUGGCUCCGGCCCCGCUGAGAGGCGGGCGGGGGUUGCGCGGGCCGGGGGUCACAGCGCUGGGUUUGGGUCUGUCCCGCGGGCACGGGGCUGCCGGUGCGGGUGGGGCCGGCGGUGCGGGGCCGGGGGCUGCGUGAGGGGCCGCGCCGCGCGGUCAGUGCCGCUGUGUGCCGUCGGCUCUCGUGGGGGCUCCCCGGGCGCCGCAGCUCCGCGCUCCCGGCGUGCAGCUCCGCUCUGAGUACGGCCCGGGGGUCUCAGAGCCGCCUGAGCUCCGCGCCGUGGUUGUGCUCAGUGAUGCGGUGACCUUUUCUUGCCAUAGAAACCCUUUCUCGACCGGUUUCCAGCAGCUCUUGCAGCAAAACGUCCCUUAGCACCGCCUGUCCCCUGGCUGAGCUGCCGGUCCCAGCGAGAGCUCCGUGCGGCAGCGGUAGGCGGUGAACAAAAGCCAGAUCGCAGAAUCAUUAAGGUUGGAAAAGACCUCAGAGGUCAUCGGUGCUUCCAGGAGGGGCUGCGUUAAUCCUCGGGGCGUUACGGAAUGGUCUCCUCCUGAAGCCUCACAGAGGUGCCCUGUAGGAGCUUUGCUGCAGCCGUGGAAGGACAGCCCUGCAGGCUCUGCCUGAGCUGUGCUCAGCCUGCGGAGCUGUGCUCUGCAUUCAGAGGCUCAGUACUGCUCUGCAUUCCUGCACUGCUCUCAUUUGGACUGUGCCCGUGCCCGGGUGCUCUCCCGCUGGAAGCUCUGUGCCUGGCAUCACUUUCAGUGUGAAACAGCCCAGUUUGGUUAGCAACACGUGCUUUUUUUUUUUUCCUUAAUAACUUACACCAUCCAUCCGUGUACUUUCAUGCUGCAAACAAUAGUAAUGUUCAUGUGGUGGUUGGGUUUACCCGUGUGGGUGACGUCUGUGUUUCUCCCUAUCUCGCUGGGGCUGAUGAGUGGGGCAUUGUUAGCAGCAGCCACACCUCACUGUAAAAGUGUCAGCACGUGUGAGUCACGCGCUGAUGUGUGUGUGAGGAGAGUCCUGCUGCGCUGAUGGACGGGCUGUGCCAUGCACCUAGCAACGUCAGCUGUAAACGAAAAUAAUCCCCAGAGCAACACGCCUCUCCCCCUGUGCCCAGGACAUGGGGCUGCACAGGGAUGUGGCCGUGCUGCUGCGUGGAGGGGGUGAAGCUGGAAUCGGUGUUUGUGUAACCCAGCAGGGAACUCCCAGCGAUGAGUCCUUGGCGAGCCCUCGUGUUGAUGCAUCAGAAGGGUUUGGAGCAGCCCAGCCUGCUGCCAGCUCGUGGUCAUGGUGCUGGAAUCCUGCGCUUUGGAGCUCCCUGCUGGGGGCUGGGAAGGGAUUUCCUCUCCCUGAGUGGUUCCGCCCGUGGAUGUGGCGUUGUCAUUGCCGGGCAGUGGUGCGUCCCCAGCUCUGAGUGCUGUGGUUGGGGCACAGUGAGCCCAGCUCUGUGCCUCCCCCGGAGUUGACCUGGUGCAGGGGGAAGGAGCUCACAGGGCUCUGUGUUUCCAAGAAAUCAGUGAGUCAGGGCUGCUUUGUGCUCUGGAGAAGGCAGCUCUUCCUGGAAGGGCUCACGGCGCAGCACACGGUUUGGUUGUAGCGUUGGCUCUGAGUCACCCGGUGGACUUUUUCUUUAAUUAUUUGUAUUUCUAUUGCAGAACUGCUGAACUUCCAUAGCUUUUGGCGUUCUUUCCGGCUCUGUACCAAAUGUUGCGGUGUUGGACUCCCAGAAAACCCAAAGCUGUCCAGCAGACACCGCUGGGCUCUGUUAUCUGCCACCUCCCCAGCACUGUCCCCUCUCCUCUCUGUCACCCCAUUUCCUUCCCUGCAGAGAUCAGCUCCUCAGUAGGACUGCACCGUGGCCUUUGGCAUUCACUUAUCACCCCAGAAAUUGUAAGCACAGACAAACCCGCUUUGUGCCCCUGUGAGAUAAAGCAGCAGAAAGCACCGCUGAGGUUGUGUCAGCUGUUCCAGUUCCUUAACUAGUUUCUGUGGUGCUGAGUAAUCCUGUUCACACCCCAAAGGUACUAUUUUUUCCACUCCUGCUAUUAACGGAGGCGGCCGGACUGCAGGACCUGCCUGUUCCUUGCUCUGAGAUGCGCAGGGCAGCCUCCUCUAUUUGCUUUCCUUUGUUGCUGUGCUGGGCACUGGAACAUUGCGUGGCAGUUCAGGGAUUAGACAAUUUCCUUAAGCUACCUAAUUAAAAGACAUUAGAUCUGGGCCUCUAAAAUUAUUUGAUUAACGGUUCUAUUAAAGUCACGAUGCAGUAGGAUGCUCUAAACACACUUCUCCAGUAAGGUUUUGAUGCAGUGCGUGCUCUGCACCAGAAGUCAGCGAUGAAUUCCCAUGUUAGACUUGCAGCCUCAUUGUGUGAGCCCGCUGGUGUCACAGAUGGUGGAGCGGGGGUGGCACGGCUCAGUGUGAGCAGUUCCUGCACUGGGGGGGGUGUGGGGAACCACCGUGUGAGCAUCCAUGGUCCUGCUGGGAGGGAAACGAUCUCACUCUGGCUCUUUGGUGGAGUUUUGGAGCCCUCGACCUUCCAACCAGCCAGGCUUCUCCGAGGUGAGGACUCCUGUCUCCUGAGACGCUGGAAAACCUAGUUUGGGAGAAGAGUGAAGAUACAGUUGAUGCUGAACUACAGCCAAGGAUGAAGCGGCGAGCAUCAGACAGAGGAGCUGGGGAAACAUCCACUAAGGCAAAAGCUCUUUGUACGGGGAUCUCUGGAAAUAAUGCCAAGAGAGCGGGCCCCUUCAUACUGGGUCCACGUUUAGGUAACUCCCCUGUGCCAAGUAUUGUUCAGUGUUUGGCAAGGAAGGAUGGGACAGAUGACUUUUAUCAGCUAAAGAUUCUCACCUUAGAAGAAAGGGGCGACAAAGGAAUAGAAACACAGGAGGAACGACAGGGCAAGAUGCUGCUGCACACGGAGUAUUCUCUCCUUUCCCUGCUCCACAAUCAGGAAGGAGUGGUUCAUCACCACGGGCUCUUCCAGGACCGAGCUUGCGAAAUUAUAGAAGAUCUGGAAGCCAACAGAAUGGUCAGAAAAAUGAAGAAGCGCAUUUGCCUUGUGUUAGACUGUCUCUGUGCUCAUGAUUUCAGUGACAAAACAGCAGACCUGAUCAAUCUGCAGCAUUAUGUCAUUAAGGAGAAGAGGCUCAGUGAGCGAGAGACGGUUGUGAUAUUUUAUGAUGUGGUACGAGUGGUGGAAGCAUUACAUAAGAAAAAUAUUGUGCACAGAGACUUGAAACUAGGAAACAUGGUGCUAAACAAAAGGACUCAUCGGAUAACCAUAACCAACUUCUGCCUGGGGAAGCACCUAGUGAGUGAGGAUGACCUUCUGAAGGACCAGCGGGGGAGCCCUGCCUACAUCAGCCCCGAUGUGCUCAGCGGUCGGCCGUACCGUGGCAAACCCAGCGACAUGUGGGCGCUGGGCGUCGUGCUCUUCACCAUGCUCUAUGGCCAGUUCCCCUUCUACGACAGCAUACCUCAGGAGCUCUUCCGCAAAAUCAAGGCUGCCGAGUACACCAUCCCUGAGGAUGGUCGGGUCUCAGAGAACACUGUGUGCUUGAUCCGAAAACUGCUCGUCUUGGAUCCGCAGCAGCGCCUGACAGCUUCUGAAGUGCUGGAUUCUCUCAGCUCCAUCAUCGCAUCGUGGCAGUCCAUGUCAUUGCUGAGUGGCCCUUUGCAGGUGGUGCCGGACAUUGACGACCAGGUGGCCAACCCUGAACACCCACAGGAGGCAAAGGUGACGGAGGAGUGCUCGCAGUACGAGUUCGAGAACUACAUGAGGCAGCAGCUGCUGCUGGCCGAGGAGAAGAACACUUUGCACGAGGCCAAGAGCUUCCUGCAGAAGCGGCAGUUUGGGAACAUCCCCCCCGUGCGCCGCCUGGGCCACGACGCGCAGCCCAUGAACCCUCUGGACGCGGCCAUCCUGGCCCAGCGCUACCUGCGGAAGUAACCUCCACACCUCCGGGAGCAGAGCAGCCCCUCAGCCCGCUCCCCCACUGCAGCCCAGCAGCAAUACCGGUGUCCCACGGCGGAGGAUCAUGUAGCAGUUCUGAGCUCUGCUCGGGGGACCCCCUCUGGAGGGAGAAGACUUUUCACAAAGCUCCUUUUGGAAGCAGCGGCCCCUCGGCGCCUUCUGGAAUCUCUGUUUUUAAAUCGAAGCCUAGGUGACUAAUCUGCUCCUAAUCACGACUGUAAUCUACCUCUCUUGUCUUUUUAACCGUGCUGUUCUCUGGACCGAGCAAAGCCCGUGGGGAAAGGAGACUCCCAGGGCGAAGCUGGCUUUGCUGGCACGAGAGUUGCGGCUGUGUAGCAUGGAGAGUCGGCCGAUUGCAUUCGCUCCAUAUGGUUUGAAUAAGCUUAGAUUUAUCCGGGUUUCUUGAAAGUAAGAAUUUCCUGAAGCCUCCCCACUUCCCCCCCCCCCCGUCUGCAUCGAAUCUUUCUCUGUUCUCACCAUGCCCCCCCCCCCCCCUCUCCCCGGUGUGGCUGCGCUGCUCUGGGUGCCGUUGUGUGGGGGGAGGACCGGCAGCCCCCCAUCGCCCAGCAGUCCCUCCCCAGCAGCCGUCACCCCCUGGCACAGGGAUGGGAGUUGGCGCUGCAGGCCGUGGCUGUGCAGACCCCUCCAUACCCCUGGUCGAUGGGGGGCUGUGCAGCACUCGGCCCCGCGUGGCCUUCAGCCCCUCUCCCACCUUCCCCAACCCUUUUAGUUUGGUUAAGAAUACACGAUUUAAUCUCUAUGGGGUUUUUUUUUUUUUUUCAGUAGCUUAUCUGAGGUGCAGUUCAAGUCGCAUUAAUUCUGACCUGGCCUUUUCCCACUUCACUUGUGGUACAGAUCUAAUAUAUGGGUUAUAAUGUGAACGAGCUGCCCCCCAUCGUCCACCCGAGCUCUGUGCUCCAGUGGGGUGAGCAGCAGCUCAGGUGUAGCAUUGCCUUCUCUUGCCCCUCGUGGGGCUGCUGCCUGCUCAUGGCUGGAGCAGCAGGCGUUGCUCCCCUCGCCGCAGCCCCCAGCUGAGCCAGUAGCUUCCAGCCUUCGCCUUAUUUAUUGAGCUGACGGAUCUGUCCCCCCCAGCCCCCCCCAGCCCUCCCCAUCUCUUUUCUCUUCCAUUUCCCAAACUCAAAGCAAUACUCCGGGCGCUGUGCUGUGCUGUGAUACGGAGUGCCAUCGCCGGGGGAUCGCAGCUGUGCUACAGUGAACUGGAACUGGGGGGGGGGGGGCACACGAGCGGUGCGCCGGGGAGCGGUGCGUGGCACACUGUAGGGAGGGUUCCUAUUGUAAGGAAAAGGAGAAAAAAAAAGAGAGAGAAACAAGAAAAGAAAAAAAAAACAAACCACGUUUGUAUAAAGAUGUUAUUUUUGUACUACAUCCAACCUCCUCCUGCAUGUCGGCAAUAAAAGUUGGUACUGAGA